Molecule: messenger RNA, 2863 nt
Organism: Globicephala melas (long-finned pilot whale)
Lineage: Eukaryota; Metazoa; Chordata; Mammalia; Artiodactyla; Delphinidae
Gene: HADHB
Product: hydroxyacyl-CoA dehydrogenase trifunctional multienzyme complex subunit beta
Biological process (GO): fatty acid beta-oxidation
Cellular component (GO): mitochondrion
Molecular function (GO): acyltransferase activity, transferring groups other than amino-acyl groups
Source: RefSeq, a predicted model, not a curated record
GCCCGCGGAGCCGGUGGGAAGGUUGAAGGGUCCUUUCUCGGCAGGGCCCGCCCCUUGAUCCAGUCGGGGCCCGUCGCUCGGAUCCAAACCUUGCUGGCAGCUGGAGUCUGAGCCCACGCGAGCUAAGAUUUAAGAAUGACUUCCCUCUUGACUUACACUUUAAAAUAUCUUCCCAGUACAUCACAAUGGACCCUCAGAUUUUCUAUGAGACCUCUGAGCUGUUCCUCCCAGUUACGAGCUGCCGCAGCUGUCCAGGCGAAAUCGAAGCGAACCUUAGCCAAACCCAACCUGAGGAACAUUGUGGUGGUGGAUGGUGUCCGCACUCCAUUUUUGCUGUCAGGCACUUCAUAUAAAGACCUGAUGCCACAUGAUUUGGCUAGAGCAGCGCUUUCGGGUUUGUUGCAUCGGACCAGUGUCCCAAAGGAUGUUGUUGAUUAUAUCAUCUUCGGCACAGUUAUACAGGAAGUGAAAACAAGCAAUGUGGCUAGAGAGGCUGCCCUUGGAGCUGGCUUCUCUGACAGGACUCCUGCUCACACUGUCACCAUGGCUUGCAUCUCUUCCAACCAAGCCAUGACCACAGCUGUCAACUUGAUUGCUUCCGGCCAGUGUGACGUGGUCGUGGCAGGCGGUGUAGAGUUAAUGUCUGACGUCCCUAUUCGCCACUCAAGGAAAAUGAGGAAGAUGAUGCUGGAUCUCAAUAAGGCCAAGACGCUGGGUCAGCGACUGUCUUUAAUCUCUAAAUUCAGAUUGAAUUUCCUGUCACCCGAGCUUCCAGCAGUGGCCGAGUUCUCCACCAAUGAGACCAUGGGCCACUCUGCAGACCGACUGGCUGCCGCCUUUGCUAUUUCUCGGCUGGAACAGGAUGAGUAUGCAUUGCGCUCACACAGCCUGGCCAAAAAGGCACAGGAUGAAGGACUCCUUUCUGAUGUCGUGCCCUUCAAAGUACCGGGAAAAGAUACAGUUACUCAAGAUAAUGGCAUUCGUCCUUCCUCCUUGGAGCAAAUGGCCAAACUAAAACCUGCAUUCAUCAAGCCCUAUGGCACAGUGACAGCUGCAAAUUCUUCUUUUCUGACCGAUGGUGCAUCUGCAGUGCUGAUUUUGGCAGAGGAAAAAGCUCUGGCCAUGGGUUAUAAACCGAAGGCAUAUUUGAGGGAUUUCGUGUACGUGUCUCAGGAUCCGAAAGAUCAGCUUUUACUUGGACCAACAUAUGCUACUCCAAAAGUUUUAGAAAAGGCAGGAUUAACAAUGAAUGAUAUUGAUGCUUUUGAAUUUCAUGAAGCUUUCUCAGGUCAGAUUUUGGCUAAUUUGAAAGCCAUGGAUUCUGACUGGUUUGCACAAAACUACAUGGGUAGAAAAGCCAAGGUUGGAUCGCCUCCUUUGGAGAAGUUUAACGUCUGGGGUGGAUCACUGUCCCUGGGGCACCCGUUUGGAGCCACUGGCUGUCGGUUGGUCAUGGCAACUGCCAACAGAUUACAGAAGGAAGGAGGCCAGUAUGGGUUAGUUGCCGCCUGUGCAGCUGGAGGGCAGGUAUGUCACAGAAGCUUCAUAGGAGCUUCCAGAAAGUCAUUUUCUUGGAAACAAAGCAAAUUCAUCCAAGAAUGUUUGAUUUAGCUUAAUUUGAAACAGUCUUAGAGCGAUUUUUCUGAUGACAGACAACUGAGAAAAAAGCAGCCCAUUUUUGUGGGGAGGGAGUACAACUUUAAUUCUGAUAGUACUUUGAAAGGAAGAAUCUAUUUAAAUCCAAGUUAUUUUUUUCCCCUAAAAUAAUGUUUAUGUUUUUUGUUUAUAAAAGUUAUAUAUGCUCCUUAUGGAAAUUAUGAAAAUACAAAAAGUAUUUAGAAAAUAAAAUUACAAUCACUUAUAAUCCCCUCAUCAGACACUAUCAUUAUUCACACUUCGAUAUAUUUUCUUCUUUAAUAAUAAAAUUUUAUCCAUUUAUGUAGUCACCAUGGGACGUUAUCCAUAAAAUCUCUCCAAGUCUUUCUUGAGAACUGAACUAUACCUUAAUGGAGAAUUAAUUUGCCUCUGGAUAACCUAUUGCUCUUUAGCUGAGGAAAAUUAUGGUUUUCUACAGUUUUUUUCUAUCUGCUUUACUUGUGUUACUGACGAAACUUCCUACAAAACUUCCUUCUUUUUUUUUUUCCCAACCCUGAUGGAAACAGAUUUGAUUUUUCUCCAGAUAACAGAAACUAUCUGUUGCCGACCAAGAUGAAUAAGAUAUGUAAAAGUAUAAACAUCUUACAUUUAAAAGCCUUUAUUUAUGGCUUUUUCUCAGAGACUUUGAAGAAGCAAGGGAUCAGUUAUUUUUAGGUUGGAAUAUUUUAGACUUCACAAUCAGAAGUAUUUUCUAAUCUGUUGUAACUUCAUUUACAGAAAACCAUGGUAAAUCAGGACUGGAGCCCUCCCUCUUAUCUUUCUAUGCCAAAUUUAAAUGCGGGAGGUAACUAGUGCAUAGCAUUGUACACAGUGCAUAGUCCACAUAGGUUAAUGUCCUUUGGUUUUGAGUGUUUGUUCCCUAAUUUUUUAAUCUAGCACAUAGAGGAUUAAUAACACAAUACUAGGUGCUUUUGUGGAUGAACAAAGAAUAAUAUCCAGUAUUAUUACUUACCUCUAGAAGUUUACAGUAUAGUGAAGAAGGACAUGAUGCAUCUUAGAAACUAGAUUAAACUUGGCAUUGUUUCAUCAAGAGCCAAAUGCGUGCUACAAACAUGAUUAGAUCAAAGGAGGAAUCCAUCAUUGUGGCUCAGGGUUUCUCAGCUCUGGCACUAGUAACAUUUUGGGCCAGAUAAUUCUUUGUUGCGGGUGAGGGGACUGUGCUGUGUGUUGUAGGGUGUUUAACAUGGUCCCUACCCACUAGAUACCA